CACUCUAAAAUGGCAGGAAUCGCUACCAAAUCAUCAGCCUUAGUUUCGACGCUGUUGACACAAGCAAAGCCAAAGUUUGCAGUUUUCAUGAAGUAUGCAGCUGUCGAAUUAACACCACCAUCACCAGCUGAUUUACCAGCCAUUAAAAAUGGAAUUGUUAAAUUAGUAUCAGGCGCAAAGAAUGGAACCUGGAAAAAUUUGACUGUACGUGAAGCUUGGCUCAAUUCAUUAGUUGCCAUGGAAGUAUGCUUUUGGUUCUAUGUUGGCGAGUGUAUUGGCAAAAGACAUCUCGUAGGAUACAAGGUUUAAAUUCUUCAUUAUUCCUUCUAUGAAUGUAUCUAGUUAUUAAAAAUCUUUUCCUGCAAAAGCCACA
Molecule: messenger RNA, 373 nt
Organism: Chironomus riparius
Lineage: Eukaryota; Metazoa; Arthropoda; Insecta; Diptera; Chironomidae
Source: the annotation of a GenBank genome assembly